CUUGCGUCAGCAAGGAGCGGGGCUGGGGGCACCCGUUUUGAAGUCGACUGCUGGCCGGCGGCUGCUGCUGUUGCUGUUUCUUUUGCUGGUGCUGCUGCGGCUGAGCUCCCUCCAACUCCCUUCCUUCCGCGAGGACCGGCUCCGAGAGGCCUCGGGACAGAUGCGCGAGAGGCCGCCCCGGGGUUCACUCGGUGUUUAGGCUCCCGGCCCCGAGGCCUCGGGCCUUGCUCCCCGCCUCGGGGGCCCCGUGCUAGAGCCUCAGCCGCCCCCCCCCCAACACAGCGCCCCGGGAGCACCGAACCGCCGCACCCCCUGCGGUGUCGGACCGGCCGGCCAUGGCCGUCUCCAGGCUUGAUCGUCUUUUUAUCUUAUUGGAUACUGGCACCACUCCAGUAACAAGAAAAGCAGCUGCUCAGCAACUUGGGGAAGUGGUGAAACUCCAUCCCCAUGAACUAAAUAAUCUUUUAUCUAAAGUACUGAUAUAUUUAAGGAGUACAAAUUGGGAUACCCGAAUUGCAGCUGGACAAGCUGUUGAAGCCAUAGUGAAAAAUGUACCUGAGUGGAAUCCGGUGCCAAGAUUGAAGCAAGAACCUACUUCAGAAAGUUCUCUGGAAGAUUCGUCGGCCACAGAUCGAUUGAGUUUUGACAGAUUUGACAUCUGUAGAUUACUGCAACAUGGAGCAUCACUUCUUGGGUCUGCAGGUGCAGAAUUUGAAGUCCAAGAUGACAAAUCAGGGGAAGUGGACCCUAAAGAGAGAAUAGCUCGCCAGCGCAAACUGUUACAGAAGAAACUUGGCCUUGAUAUGGGAGCAGCAAUUGGAAUGAAUACUGAAGAGCUCUUUAAUGAUGAAGAUCUGGACUACACCCCAGCUUCAGCUUCCCUUGUAAACAAACAACCUGCUCUUCAAGCUGCUGAGUUGAUUGACUCAGAGUUUCGAGCAGGGAUGAGCAACAGACAAAAGAAUAAAGCUAAAAGAAUGGCAAAAUUAUUUGCAAAACAAAGAUCCAAGGAUGCAGUGGAAAGCAAUGAAAAGAGCAAUGAUAGUGCCGAUGGGGAACCAGAAGAAAAGAGACGGAAGAUAGCCAAUGUUGUUAUUAAUCAACCUGCAACUGAGUCCAAGGUCUUGAUUGAUAAUGUGCCAGACAAUUCUUCCUUAUUUGAAGAGACAAAUGAAUGGCCUUUGGAAAGUUUUUGUGAAGAACUGUGUAAUGAUCUUUUUAAUCCAUCCUGGGAGGUUCGACAUGGUGCAGGUACUGGAUUAAGGGAGAUUCUCAAAGCUCAUGGGAAAAGUGGUGGUAAAAUAGGAGAUAGCACUUUAGAGGAGAUGAUCCAGCAGCAUCAAGAUUGGUUGGAAGACUUGGCUAUUAGACUCCUUUGUGUUUUUGCAUUAGACAGAUUUGGUGACUUUGUUUCAGAUGAAGUUGUAGCACCAGUUCGUGAAACUUGUGCUCAAACUUUAGGUGUGGUGUUAAAACACAUGAAUGAAACAGGAGUUCAUAAGACUGUGGAUGUUCUUCUUAAAUUGCUCACACAAGAACAGUGGGAAGUGAGGCAUGGUGGCCUAUUAGGAAUAAAAUAUGUUUUAGCAGUUCGUCAGGAUGUAAUUAAAACUUUAUUACCUAAAGUUUUGACCAAAAUAAUUGAAGGACUCCAAGACCUUGACGAUGAUGUCAGGGCUGUUGCUGCAGCAUCAUUAGUGCCAGUGGUGGAUAGUCUUGUCCAUCUUCAGUCACAAAAGGUACCUUUUAUUAUAAAUACCUUAUGGGAUGCUCUUCUGGAACUAGAUGAUCUCACCGCUUCAACAAACAGUAUCAUGACCCUUCUUUCAUCCCUUCUCACUUAUCCUCAGGUCCAACAGUGCAGUAUCCAACAGUCACUUACAGUUUUAGUACCACGUGUAUGGCCAUUUUUGCAUCACACUAUAUCAUCAGUUCGAAGAGCAGCAUUGGAAACGCUAUUUACAUUAUUGUCAACACAGGACCAGAGCUCUUCAUCCUGGUUAACACCUAUCCUACAGGAUAUGCUGCGACACAUUUUUCAGUUUUGUAUUUUGGAAAGCAGCCAAGAAAUUCUGGACCUUAUUCACAAGGUAUGGAUGGAACUGUUAAGCAAGGCUUCAGUGCAAUAUGUAGUGGCAGCAGCUUGCCCGUGGAUGGGUGCCUGGCUUUGCUUAAUGAUGCAGCCUUCUCAUUUACCUAUUGAUUUAAAUAUGCUUCUGGAGGUAAAAUCCAGAUCUAAGGAAAAAACAGGUGGUAAGAUGCGCCAGGGUCAAAACCAAAGUAAAGAAGUACUCCAAGAAUAUAUUGCAGGUGCAGAUAGCAUUAUGGAAGACCCUGUAAUGAGAGACUUUGUUGUUAUGCGGGCCAGAGUGACGGCAGCCAAGUUGUUGGGAGCACUUUGUUGCAAUAUUUGUGAUCCAAGUGUAAAUGUAGCUUCUCAAGACAUUAAACCAGCUGAGUCUCUUGGCCAGUUGCUACUUUUCCACCUGAAUUCAAAAUCAGCUUUGCAAAGGAUUAGUGUUUCUUUAGUGAUCUGUGAAUGGGCUGCUUUACAAAAGGAAUGUAAAGCUGUGGCCUUAGCUGUGCAACCACGUUUACUUGGUAUCCUGUCAGAACAUCUGUAUUAUGAUGAGAUUGCUGUUCCAUUUACCCGGAUGCAGAAUGAAUGUAAACAGCUUAUUACAUCAUUGGCUGAUGCACAUAUUGAAGUUAAUAGCAGAGUAAAUUACAAUGUGUUUACCAUAGAUCAGGCUAAUGAACUGGUCACUACUGUUUUUAAUGAAGUCACAUCAUCUUUCAAUUUAAAUCCCAAAGUGUUACAGCAUUUAGAUAGUAAGCGGCAACAAGUUCAAAUGACUGUUGCAGAAACAAAUCAGGAAUGGCAAGUGCUGCAACUGAGAGUCCAUACAUUUGCUGCAUGUGCAGUUGUGAAUUUACAGCAGCUUCCAGAAAAAUUAAACCCUGUCAUAAAACCAUUAAUGGAGACUAUUAAAAAAGAGGAGAAUACACUGGUACAGAAUUAUGCUGCUAUGUGCAUAGCAAAAUUACUUCAGCAGUGUACAUCAAGAACUCCUUGUCCUAAUUCAAAGAUAAUUAAAAACCUCUGCAGUUCACUCUGUGUGGACCCACAUCUCACUCCAUGUGUUGCCUGUCCAGCACCACCCCAAAGCGGCCAUGAAAAUUCUAAAGUAGGACAAAACACAGAUAAAGAUGGAAUGCAUCACACAGUCACUAAGCACAGAGGUAUAAUCACCCUCUACAGGCAUCAGAAAGCUGCUUUUGCCAUCACAAGCAGACGAGGCCCUACUCCUAAAGCAGCAAAAGCUCAACUUGCAGAUUUCCCCACAGGAAGCAGUGGAAAUAUCCCUGCUGAGUUUGAUGAGGCACAGAAACCAUAUUUAGUGCAGCGGAGAGGGGCUGAAUUUGCUUUGUCAACUAUAGUGAAACAUUUUGGUCGUGAAAUGGCUGUAAGUCUACCACAUCUCUGGGAUGCUAUGGUUGGCCCCCUGAGGAAUACAAUUAAUAUAAAAAGUUUUGAUGGAAAGUCCCUACUGGAAAGGGGAGAUGGCCCUGCCCAAGAAUUGGUGAAUUCUCUGCAAGUUUUUGAAACAGCAGCAGCUGCAAUGGAUACUGAGCUUCAUCCUUUGUUGGUACAGCAUUUGCCCCAUCUAUACAUGUGCCUUCAGUACCCCAACACUGCAGUGAGGCACAUGGCUGCUCGUUGUGUGGGAGUCAUGAGCAAAAUAGCUACCAUGGAAACAAUGAAUAUUUUUUUAGAGAAGGUUCUUCCAUGGAUAGGAGCAAUUGAUGAUAGUACCAAACAAGAAGGUGCAAUUGAAGCACUUGCCGCUGUAAUGGAACAACUAGAUGUUGGGAUUGUUCCAUAUAUUGUUCUUUUAGUUGUACCUGUAUUGGGAAGAAUGAGUGAUCAGACAGAUAGUGUACGAUUCAUGGCUACACAGUGCUUUGCAACAUUAAUUAGGCUAAUGCCACUUGAGGCAGGCAUUCCUGACCCUCCAAAUAUGUCAGAAGAAUUAAUCAAGUUGAAAGCCAAAGAGCGACACUUCUUGGAGCAGUUAUUGGAUGGGAAAAAAUUAGAAAAUUAUAAAAUUCCAGUUCCGAUCAAAGCUGAACUAAGAAAAUAUCAGCAGGAUGGUGUGAAUUGGUUGGCAUUUCUUAAUAAAUACAAGCUUCAUGGAAUUCUUUGUGAUGACAUGGGUUUAGGAAAAACGUUACAGUCUAUUUGCAUUCUAGCUGGAGACCACUGUUUCAGAGCCCAGGAAUACGCAAGAUCUAAAUUAGCAGAAUGCAUGCCGCUUCCAUCGUUGGUGGUUUGUCCUCCCACUCUAACAGGUCACUGGGUUGAUGAAGUAGGUAAAUUUUGUUCCAAAGAGUAUCUCAAUCCUUUGCACUACACUGGACCUCCAACUGAAAGAGUAAGGUUACAGCACCAAGUCAAAAAACAUAAUCUGAUAGUAGCUUCUUAUGAUGUUGUGCGGAAUGACAUAGACUUUUUUAAAAAUAUUAAAUUUAACUACUGUAUUCUUGAUGAAGGCCAUGUCAUCAAAAAUGGGAAAACAAAAUUAUCAAAAGCUGUAAAACAGUUGACUGCCAAUUAUAGGAUCAUUCUUUCUGGAACACCAAUCCAGAACAACGUUUUGGAGCUCUGGUCACUCUUUGAUUUCCUUAUGCCAGGAUUUUUGGGUACAGAACGUCAGUUUGCAGCUCGUUAUGGUAAACCUAUCUUAGCAAGUAGGGAUGCUCGAAGCUCCAGUCGAGAACAAGAAGCAGGAGUUCUUGCAAUGGAAGCACUGCAUCGCCAGGUCCUCCCAUUUCUCUUGAGAAGAAUGAAAGAGGAUGUUUUGCAGGAUCUUCCACCCAAAAUUAUUCAAGAUUAUUACUGCACUCUUAGCCCUCUACAGGUUCAGCUGUAUGAAGAUUUUGCUAAGUCUCGUGCCAAAUGUGAUGUUGAUGAAACUGUUUCUACAGCUGCACUUAGUGAAGAAACUGAAAAGCCAAAGCUAAAGGCUACAGGACAUGUGUUCCAGGCAUUACAGUAUUUACGUAAACUAUGCAACCAUCCAGCAUUAGUCUUAACAGCCCAGCACCCUGAAUUCAAGAAUACUACUGAACAACUGGCAGCUCAGAACUCUUCUCUUCGGGAUAUUCAACAUGCUCCUAAACUCUCUGCCUUGAAACAGCUGCUACUGGACUGUGGUUUGGGAAAUGCUAGUACUUCAGAGAGUGGCACAGAAGCUGUUGUGGCCCAGCACAGGAUACUCAUCUUCUGCCAGCUCAAAAGCAUGCUGGACAUAGUAGAACAUGAUCUUCUCAAACCUCACCUGCCCUCUGUCACAUAUCUGCGGCUAGAUGGAAGCAUACCUGCUGGUCAAAGGCAUUCCAUUGUCUCACGAUUCAACAAUGACCCAUCCAUAGAUGUUCUUUUACUGACUACACAUGUUGGCGGACUGGGUCUUAACUUAACAGGAGCUGAUACAGUUGUAUUUGUUGAACAUGACUGGAAUCCUAUGAGGGAUUUACAAGCAAUGGAUCGAGCACAUCGUAUUGGCCAGAAACGAGUCGUUAAUGUAUAUCGAUUAAUAACAAGAGGAACAUUGGAAGAGAAAAUAAUGGGUUUGCAGAAAUUCAAAAUGAAUAUUGCAAAUACUGUUAUUAGCCAAGAGAAUGCUAGUCUUCAGAGCAUGGGGACCGAUCAACUUCUUGACCUGUUUACCCUUGACAAGGAUGGAAAAGUGGAAAAAGCAAAUACCUCAACAACUUCUGGAAAAGCAAGUAUGAAGUCAAUCCUGGAGAACCUCAGUGAUCUUUGGGAUCAAGAUCAAUACGACACUGAGUACAGUCUUGAAAAUUUUAUGCAUUCUCUCAAAUAACUAUCAAUUCUCGUUAAGGCAACUGCUGCUAGAUUAAUGACAUUUCUGCUGAUAUUCAGCAAAUUUCAAAAUUUAUGGAGAACAUUUAGCUCAUUGUGUAAAUAGAUUAGAAAAAGAAUCAGUAUGAUUCUGGAACUUGUUUCACUGGGGGGAACAAGUUAUUUUGUCUUAAAACUUUGCACUGUAUUAAACUUAAAUUUUAAUGUGAAGUGGUUUGAAUUUUUAUAUACUGAAGAGACCCAGAGAGAGGGGGAGCCACACAGGGUUUACACAUGCUACCAAAUGGUGUUCUCAUUGGGAAUGAGCCCACAUGUCAUGGUGUACACAGUCACUUUGUACAGGAACAUUUCCAUGAGUACUUUAGGUUGUUCAUGUACAUUUUUUCCUUUUAAAUGGAACUUGUUUUUAUGAUUUAAAAACGAUAGAAUUUUUCACUAUCAAAAAUUCAGAUGAGCCAUAAUUUUAAGAUAGUCAUCACUAAUUUUGGUCAAUCUUAGAAGCCAGAAAGGAUGUUAGGAACCGAACUAGGUAUCUGUAUGCAAACCUUUGUAUAUUUAAUGCAAAUUUUUUUGACAUCAUUUUGUCGAUUUUUAAAAAAUAUAAUAUGGGCUAUUCUAAAUACAGGUAAUGGGCUUUUUAAGGCCACUUUGCAUCCUGUUAAGAGGGUGUACUUUUUUAAUUUAUCUAAAGGCUAGAAUAUAGCCUGACUCAAAGAACAUAUGUACUCACUAGGUUUCAAUCAUAUAUAAAUAUAAAUAUAUAUAUAUAUAUAAUAUAUUUUUUGUAACUAAAAACUGUAUACAAAAGUAUGCAAAUAGGAGUUUUUCAAGAAUUAGAUUUUACACUGUUUAGAAUUCCAAAAACCUAUGCUGAAAAGACUGUUUACUGUAUUAGUGCAUGACUUGAGGAAAAUGUUCCCUUUACAUACAUAGAUAUACAUGAAUAGACAUAUCUAUAUACAUAGAAAUACCUACACUACACCCAAGGGGCGGAAUACUGCCACUGAAAUCAUGUAACUAUAUUGGGCAAUAAUAAUAGUUGGGGAUGAGGAUGUAUUAGCAGUAUACUAGACAGUGUUAUAAAAGAGAGCCCAAUUGGGAGGGUGGGGCAUAUGUCUAUAGAUAUAGAUGUGCAUGUAUAUACACAUACAGUUUUAUAAAUGUUCAACACGGACAUAGAGAGCAAGAGAGAGAGGGAGAAAUGUAUGCAUGUCUGCAUAAUACACAUAUGGAAUAUGUAUAUAUAUAUAUGUAUAGAAUUCUAGUUUGUCUGAGGUUUGUGACUUGCCUUGCACUUGGCAUUAUUUGAAGACCAUCAGACCUCUGCUGUGUAAAAUCACACGUGUUUUGUUUAAUAACAUAAAACGUCAGCCUGUUUGACAGAAUUUAGAUGAGGACCUUUGUCACAUUUCAGUAGCUACUAUGGCUACGUUGUAAUAUUAAAUUUAGCAUUCCAUAAGAAAAUAAUAAAAAUAAAAUUGGAAAUAUAAAAUUAAUAUGUGUGUAGUUGUGUAUUCAUCCAGAGGUUAGAGUUGAAACAUUGCUUCGAACCAUGUUUUUAUAUUCUUAAUUCAAGUACAUUGCUUCUGAGAAUUUGUUUUAUUGCAGCUUGAGAAUCUUUUUCCUUAGAAGUGCAUUUUGGCAUAGUGGAAAGGGCCAUGUGCUUAGAGUCAGUGCCCUGGGGUUUGAAUUUUGCCUCACAUAUAUGCUACCUGUGUGAUCUUUGCAAGUUGCAUAUACCUUCUGGGCUUCCCUCUCAGUAAUAAUGGAGAUGAUAAUAACUUGCAUUAUCUACCUCAUGAGAUCAUUUCGGGAGAAAGCUCUCAUUGCCAGCCUAGUCCCAUAUAAAUGUGAGUUAUUAUUUAUCAUCUUUUGGUCACUUGUGCUCCGCAGAUUAAAGGAGGGACCAAAAGAUAAACUAUGUGAAUUUGUUUGCCACAAGUUAGCUUAGAUGCCAAUGAGUGUGCUUGGGAAUAUUAUGUCUUUAUUAUCAUUUAUGAAAUUUUGAGGGUUUUUUGUUCAUCUGGUUUUUGAACUUCAAUUUAUCACACAGUGUCCUUUGCAGUUACUGAAGCCUAAGAAAUUUCAUUGUAUUUUCAGGUCACAGAGAAAACUAAACCUAACAUUUUAAAAAAUGAGAUGGGAUAGAGUUGUGUAAAACCUUUUUUUCUGACACACUGGGGAGAUGGUGCAUCUAAAGCAUGCAUUAAAUACAUUUUAAAUCAUGAAGAAUAACUUGGAACAGCAGUGUGUUUUGUCUGGUCUAGGCCUCAUUUUCUUCCAUCUAUAAAAACAGAGGUUGAAUUUAAUGACAUCUAAUGUCUGGCCCAUCUCUGAAUCUUAGGGUCAUGCUCUUAAGGGAGAAGAGACCUCAGAGGCCAUCCAUACAGGCCCACGCAUCUCUGAUUAGGAAUCCCUUCUGUAAUGUCCCUAAUAAAUACUCAUGUAUCCCGUCCUUGAUGGUGACUUGUGAGGAGGAGAUCUGCUGCCUUUUGAUAGCCCUUCUACUUUUGGCCUAUUCCAAUUAUCAGGAAGUUUUUCUCCUCCUAAUGAACCUGACCGUACCAUUUAUCUGUUGCUCAUCGUUCUGCCCUCUGGAGUACAGGGCUUGUCUGUUCCCUUUGCCACAAGAUGGCCUUUCAAACAGAAUUGGAAGGGAUCGUAGGGAUCAAAGGCCCAGCCUCCCUUUAUUUUUUACAGAUGAGGAAACUGAGGCCAAGAGAGGUGAUUGACUUGUCCAUGAUGAUUGAGAUAGUAAGUAGCAGAGAUGGGAUUUGAACCUGGCUGUCUAGCCCCAAAUUCAGUGUGUUCUAGCAUGGUGCUUAAUAAAAUGCUUAUUGACUGACUGACUAUAGGAAGGAAGGGAUGCAAUGAGAUGGAAAAAAUAGGAAAAUGGAGUCAGGACAGACUUAAGUGCAGAUGUGUACCUGACAUUUGCUAGCUAUUUAACACUGGGCAUAGAACCACCACAUCUCUGACCCUCAUCUAUAAAAUGGAGACAGGUGUAGCAGCUAUCUCCGUUGUCGUGAAGUGCAAAUGAGAUGUAAUUAAGGUGCUUUGUGAACCUUGAAACACCAUCCAAAAGUCAUGUAUUAUACCCCACUCUUCAUACCAGAACAGGUCAUAUAUGUAGGAAUUUUAUAAUAAGCUCCCAAAUAAUUAUGGGCUAUAAAAUGUACCACCACCUUUGUGCAGGGGAAGACGUGUUUAUAUGCCCAAAUGCCCCAUUGCUGUUUGGGUCCUGCAGCACAGUAAGAGGCAAAUUGUUUCCUUUCAAAGAGGGGCCCUUUACCAUGGUGCAAAUUAAUACUCUCAGGUUACAGGGUCCAGAUAUAACUGAUUGACAAGAUCAGUUCUAUAAUUAAAAGUGUAUGUUUAAUAUCGCUGCCUUUCUGCAUUUAUUUAUGAACAUUUGUGCCCUGACAAGAUGUUCAGUUUUUGUAAAUGUGCACUUAUUCUGAAAAAAAGUUUAUCAAUAUUCUCAUACAAUAUUUGCAGUAGGUCUAGCAAAUCUAUUUUUUCCAUCCUGUUCAUAUCCAGUUUCCUUAUUUUACUGUUAGUUAUUAAAUUUUGAAACAAUAGUCUCCUAUAAUUACUGUCUCAUAUUUCUCUGCAUUUGAAUCAAUUUUUCCUUUUAAGUAGUUAUUAUGCCAUUUGUUGUACAUAUAUUUUCUGAUAUUUUGUUGUUAUCUAUGGUGCCUUUAAGCAUAAUGAAGUUUUUCCUGUUUGUCACUCUUGUCAGUAUCAUUUUUACUAUUGCCUUAUCAGAAAUCAUGAUUGCAACUCCUUCUUUGGAUUCAGAUGAAGUAUAAUAAUAAAUGUUGUUUCAGCCCUUCACCUUAAAUCUGUUUUCCCUGUUUUAAGUGUGUUUCUUGUAUGUAACAUUGUUGCGGUCUGUUUUCUCUAAUCCAUUCUGUAACUUUCUUCCACAUUAGUGUUAAUUCUAUUAACAUUCAGUUUUAUAAUUGUUUAUUUCUCCAUCAAAUACUCUUAUAUGGCCUUAAUUUUUUUUUAAAUCAACAGAAUACCUUACAGCUCAUUCUGCUUAAAACAAUCCAUUUCCAGUUUUUUGCUCUUACACAAAAACCAUCUCCCUUUGCCCCUAAUGUGGUGCUCCCUUCCCCUCUGCCCCAUUCAAAUCUCCAAAUUCUGUUUUUAUUUUUGUAAUCUUUAUUAGCCUAGCCUUAUUCAGCCCAGAUAAAAGUAUAGUUUAGGAGCCUUCAACAUUCCCCUUCUAAGCUCCUCCUCACUUUCCUCCUCCCCUCCAACUGAUUCAUUCUCUCCUCUCCUCCACCACCCCUAUAUGUAGAAUUAGCUGCUCACAUUCCUAGUCUUUGUUAUCUUGAUAACCCUUCUGUAAGGUGGAAGUUCUAUUUCUGAUAGUAGAUGAACAUUUCCAUCAUUAAUUUAGUGACUUAUAUUUGCUCUUAUAAGUAUUGUGUAUUUUCUCAUGUAUGUAUAUAUUGUAUCUUUCUAGUAGAAUGUAUGUUCUUUGAGGUUAGGAAUUGUUUUGUUUUUGCCUUUGUAUCCCCAAAACGUAGCACAUGCA
Molecule: messenger RNA, 10439 nt
Organism: Dromiciops gliroides (monito del monte)
Lineage: Eukaryota; Metazoa; Chordata; Mammalia; Microbiotheria; Microbiotheriidae
Gene: BTAF1
Product: B-TFIID TATA-box binding protein associated factor 1
Exons: 38
Coding region: 336-5891 (1851 amino acids)
Molecular function (GO): TBP-class protein binding; ATP-dependent chromatin remodeler activity; ATP hydrolysis activity
Source: RefSeq, a predicted model, not a curated record